This is a messenger RNA of Pisolithus orientalis, 1106 nucleotides long. Its product is annotated as fido domain-containing protein. NCBI's taxonomy places the organism in Eukaryota, Fungi, Basidiomycota, Agaricomycetes, Boletales, Pisolithaceae. The coding region runs from base 236 to 805 and encodes 189 amino acids. The transcript has 4 exons. The record is from RefSeq and is a predicted model, not a curated record.
CUAGCUCUACGCUCUGAUCUGUACUGAAUAUCCAACAGUCGACAGAAGCGUUAACGAAGUACGGUUUCCAGUCGUCUCGUGUGGAGUUCACGCAAGACAGUGAGCUGAGGGAUCCAGAUGUUGUCGUGGAAGCGUUGCAAGAUAUUGAGUGUGUAAGAGCGGUCUUUCUGCUCUGAUUACGCUGCGGCUUCUCUGAUAUGGCCCUUGUCGCCAGGCAUAUGCCGACAUCCUCAAAAUGAAAGACCACGUCGAACUCUUAACACCUGAAAAUCUCAAGGCGGUACACGCCAAGCUCAUGAAGUCGCUCAAAAUACAAAUCGUUGAGAAUAGUAUCCACAGCAGCGGUACGACUGGCCAUAGCAGCAACAACGCCGGAACCCUUCACUACGUCAACGCGGGUUGUACACGACAGACAACGCAGAAAACAGCGGUCGUGCGAAACAACCACUAUAACCUUGCCUUUUGCCCAGUUAAGUUCGUGGAUCAGCAACUUGACUACAUCUGUAAGAUGGGGAGGCAAUACAUUGCGAGGUGGCGAAAUCCGUUUGCAACUGCAGCUUGGUUGCAUGUCACCUUUACGCGUUGUCAUCCAUUCGAUGAUGCAAAUGGUCGGAUGGCCCGUCUUGUAUCCUCCAUCCCACUCUUGCGCUUUGGCUUUCCACCCCUUUGUAUCACUCCGAAUGGAAGGAGAGUUUACUAUGACAGUAUGAACAUUGCUUGGGAGGGCGACUAUCAGCCCAUGAUAGACUGCUUUGUAGAUUGUAUCAGGGAUGCUAUGACUGAUGUGGACAGGAUAAUGGGUUGAGAAAUGUUACGCGAUGACUAUAUGACUUUUCUGCGCCUCUCGGUUCAUAUCCGAUCCGUCUUAUCGUUCUCUUCACUGUUUGUUCUGGAAUGGUGUUAUCUCAUAUGGUAUUCACGCUUCGUGUAUCAUGCUUUUGUGUUCUCCGAUGACCUAAGUUUCAUGCUACCUUCUAAUUCUGAGUUCCUCCAUAACGUCAACACGUUACAAAUUGUAACCGCAGUUCUCAAACGAGUAACACGAUUGAAGUAAUGCAACGGGGUACAUGGAGCAACGUAUCAUCCAGACCAAUAACGUCUCAUUC